Ornithorhynchus anatinus (platypus) is the source of this 1726-nucleotide messenger RNA. Its product is annotated as olfactory receptor 52D1-like. Gene Ontology annotation, cellular component: membrane. The record is from RefSeq and is a predicted model, not a curated record. NCBI's taxonomy places the organism in Eukaryota, Metazoa, Chordata, Mammalia, Monotremata, Ornithorhynchidae. The coding region runs from base 1 to 1317 and encodes 438 amino acids. Gene Ontology annotation, biological process: G protein-coupled receptor signaling pathway. The transcript is spliced from 3 exons. Gene Ontology annotation, molecular function: G protein-coupled receptor activity; olfactory receptor activity.
AUGACUCUGGGAGUCCAGAUGAGUGUGGACCAUUCCAGCUCCAAGCUUGCGGCAGAGACCAAGGGGCUCUUGGCCUGCCAGGAAUGCCAGAUCUUGGUUCUGUGGAUUUCAUUAACCCAUUUGGAGUGUGCAGGAAGGAGGGAUGAAGCCAAUAAAAACACCCAAAUGGACAUGCCCCUGCCAGUUCAGGGAUUAAGACCAGAAAUGGCAAGCCAGCGGGCCAGGGAAGUCUGCAUCCUCCACCCACAAAACCGGCUGCAGCUCGAGGUCGGUUGGAUGGAAGAGAUGUCUCACUUCAGCCAGGACCAGGUCCCUAAGCCUGCCUGGAAGACAGCAGGGAGCUGGUUGAGCUCACCCUUGUCCCUGCCUGGGAACAGCAGCUUCCACCAGCCUACAGUGUUCAUCCUGCUUGGAAUCCCGGGUAUGGAGAGUGCCCACAACUGGAUCUCCGCCUCCUUUUGUUCAAUGUAUGCCACGGCCCUGGCAGGGAACUCCGCCCUCCUGCUGGCCAUCGCCACUGACUCGGUGCUCCACAAGCCCAUGUACCAGUUACUGGUCAUGCUGGCCAUGACAGACCUGGUACUCUGCUCCUCCACUGGGCCCCAGGAGCUCAGUAUCUUCUGGUCUGGCUCCCGGGAGAUUUCAUUUUCGGGCUGCCUGGCCCAGCUUUUUUUUGUCCAUUCAUUCUAUGGCGUGGAAUCCGCCCUCCUCGUGGUCAUGGCGUUCGACCGCUACGUGGCAGUGUGCCAGCCCCUCCGCUAUGUGUCCAUUCUCCCCACCAUGGUCAUUGGGAAGUUGGGGCUGGCCGCCCUCCUGCGAAAUCUGACCCUAGGCUUGCCACUUGUCUUCCUGGUCUACCGGUUGCCCUACUGUCAUACCAAUGUCAUCCCCCAGACCUAUUGUGAGCACAUGAGUGUGGCCAAGCUGGCCUGUGCAGACAUCACCCCCAACGUGGUCUACGGCCUCACCGUGGCCCUCUUGGCCAUGGGGCUGGACAUCGCACUCAUUGCCGGGUCUUAUGGCCUGAUCCUCCGGGCCGUCUUCCGACUGCCCUCUCGUGAUGCCCGGGUCAAAGCCCUGAGCACCUGUGGCUCCCACGUUUGUGUCAUACUCACCUUCUACUUCCCUUCCUUCUUCUCCUUUUUCACCCACCGCUUUGCCCAUGGUUUCCCCCUCCAUGUGCAUGUGAUCCUGGCCAACCUCUACCUCCUGGUGCCCCCAGUGCUCAACCCCAUCGUUUAUGGAGCCCACUCCAGAGAGAUACGGCAGAGCCUCUGGCGGCUGUUCAGCCAUGGCUCAUUUUCAGCCGGGCCCUGAGGUUAGGGAGGGGUGGCUUUCUUGGGCAGCUCCCAGCUGGCCUGGGCUCUUCUCUCCCUGGUACUCUGCUGAUCCAGGCUCCCUGAUUAAUUUGCAUCUACCCCAGCUCUUAGAACAGUGCUAGGCACAUAGCAACAUUUAACAAGUACCGUAAUUAUUAUUAUUAGGGUAGCUAAUACGGAAGCUGAGCCUAUAGUCCCAUGAUUAUCUUCAACACAUUAGAGAGUAGCUUGUGUUGGAGGAUUGGCUCCCUGCUCUGAGGGGCAAGGAGGAAGUGUUCCAUGACUGAAGCAAGACAUCUUGUUGAUGGGCCAAGAAAAGGGUGCAGGAGACUCCAUUAACUGUUAAAUAAUCAGAACUAUUUAUUGAAUGCCCCCCAUGUGCAGAGCAUUGCAUUAAGUGUUUGAGA